This is a messenger RNA of Aureobasidium musti, 414 nucleotides long. The record is from the annotation of a GenBank genome assembly. Lineage: Eukaryota; Fungi; Ascomycota; Dothideomycetes; Dothideales; Saccotheciaceae.
AUGGACCUACCAGAUUCAAUGCUCCUCCUCGAACCUCUGCAUUGCACAGCAGAAGAGAUUCUCCAAGGCGGAGCUCGCAACCCUGCCGCCGUGCACAGAUAUCUCGACUGUCUGUCACGAGGAUGGCUAGGCCAAGCACUGAUAGAACGAUACACCUACGGCGAACCUCCUUCAGCACCAGCAGGAAUGCUCCAAACCAAUAGAAUAAGGAAUGGCAGACUAGUCGAGUGGUUAAAACCCAUCGAAGACCAAAUCAAAGACGAUUUGAGCGACUUGCUAAAAGGAGGAAACAUUGAGGAUCUUGUCGCUGAAAUGCAUGUUUAUGCAAAAGCAAUGGAUAAUCUGGACGAUCCUGGACGAAAGCUGUCAAGAGAUUUGGUCGUUAUGCUUCAACUAGGUCUUGAUGUAUUGUAG